This is a messenger RNA of Cylicostephanus goldi, 1011 nucleotides long. Lineage: Eukaryota; Metazoa; Nematoda; Chromadorea; Rhabditida; Strongylidae. The record is from the annotation of a GenBank genome assembly.
AUGUCCAUGAAAUUGUUCACCAUUCAUGAUAUAACCCUGUUUGACAAACUAACAGCUAGCCAGAUCAAGGAAAUGAUGUAUCAGUAUUCGUCUGCUGAGCAACCUCGUAGAACUUGUGCUUCUAUGUUGGCAGUGAGAAUGGUUGAAUCCCACAAAUCCGAAGGAAAAAUGAGGGUUUCAAUGUUGCCCAUAAAGUUCAAUAUUGAUCAAGAUACCAUGGAGUUCCUGGACGACUUCUUCCAAGAAGUUCGAACAAGCGUGCAUCUGCCUAACGAAGUGUCCGAUGCGAUUUCUGCGAGGCCUGUCUUGGAAGUGCCGGCUUCCGUGUCUUCGAGAGACAUUGACAUUGACAUGCGAUCAAGUCAUAUUUAUCCUUCUCUGAAUAGCGAUGCUUUGGUGAAUCUAGAUGUACUAACUCCUGAAGCUGCACCAUCACCUAUCUAUGAUCUGUCUUACCUGGAGCAUCGAAGUCAACCAGAGUCACCUGUCAAAAGACCUCUUGCCGAUGCGCCUCUCACUGCCUCAGCAUCGAGUAGCCCGGACCUCAUCCGAGCAGACAUCUCUACCGAAGACGAGCCCUUGGCAGACGAUGACUUGCACCUAGCAGGAGACUGGAGUUGCGAUAGCGGAAUCAGAUUUACUGAUCCAGAUCCUUCUGUGGAUAGAAUGCUCAGCUCCUCUUUACAUGACUCUUUCCACCCCGCCAUCUCUGUACCAGAACAUGAUGUAGAUUCCGCAGCGAUUAGCGAAGAUCUUGUGGACACUAGUAGCGACAUAGCUGAUUGUUCAAAUGACGCUGAUAGGUCUACGAUUUGUGAUGAGGAAACUUCUACGCAGAUGGCCGGCUCUUCAGUCGAGCACCAAUGCACGCCCGAGCCAUCCGAAUCAACGCGAGGCAGUACAUUCUUCAAGGAAUUCAUAUUUUCUCCAGCUGUUUCAAUCUAUGUUGAUUACCAUGGGAAGAAUAAGAUUAACGUGGAGAAAAAUGGAGCAGUUUUCGGUCGGUACUAA